AUGGGGUAUGCUAAAGCUCUAGAGGGCAACACGCAAUGUUGUGUGCAUGACCUUGUAAGCAUAGAAGGUACAUAUGACCGCUAUCAGGCAUUUGCAAGAGCCGGAAAGGACGUGAAUGAACCUGGUGCAAGUAACAACAAUGAUGGAGAUCCUUCAAAUAUACAGUCAAGGCUUAAAGAGAUUACUUCCUGGUCUCUUCAAAACAAUGCUGAUGACUCAGAUGCUAAUGAGCUAGAGAAACUGGAGAAACUACUGACAGAUGCUUUGAAGAAUACAAGAUCCAAGAAGUUUCACUGUUUCAGCACAACUCAGAGGAAAUGUUGGCGCAACGAAAUAGCGGUGCGGGAACGAGUGCAAGCGGCGAGAACUCCGGUCGUCCUAGGGGACAGAAGGAAGGAAGGACUUGAGCAGCCAUAUGAUGUGCAUGCAUUUGGUACAAGGAAAGCUCUGCUGCUGAUGCCAAUCUCUUCCCCAGCUAUUGGUUAUGAAAGAGUUGUGAAGGCUGCUGCUUGUAAGGUCCAGCAGGGAAAUUUCAAUAAAAGGGUGGUGGGUUAA
This is a messenger RNA of Triticum turgidum subsp. durum (durum wheat), 555 nucleotides long. NCBI's taxonomy places the organism in Eukaryota, Viridiplantae, Streptophyta, Magnoliopsida, Poales, Poaceae. The record is from the annotation of a GenBank genome assembly.